Cercocebus atys (sooty mangabey) is the source of this 2126-nucleotide messenger RNA. RefSeq names its product protein phosphatase 1, regulatory subunit 7 (gene PPP1R7). Gene Ontology annotation, molecular function: protein binding. The transcript is spliced from 10 exons. The coding region runs from base 801 to 1928 and encodes 375 amino acids. NCBI's taxonomy places the organism in Eukaryota, Metazoa, Chordata, Mammalia, Primates, Cercopithecidae. The record is from RefSeq and is a predicted model, not a curated record.
CCGGGCCGGUCAGCGGCGGUUUCCUCCAGUCUCGGGAUCAAAAUAGGUGAGUAUCGCAGAGCUCGCCUCUUGGAGGCCUCUUUCUGAAGGCGGAGGACGCGGGGCGGCUCGCUCAUGGGCUGGGCGGCUCCGCAGGGUAGACGAAGCCUGCAGCGUCCGCACUGGGCUGGGAACGGUUUGCAAGGGGAGCGCUGCUGGCGCCCCGGAGCCGGCCAGCUGGCUGGCGGCCCCACCAUCGCAAGUGCCCCGCACCUGCCCGCCUGCUCUGAGCAUCUAGAGAAGGCGGCAUUUCGCAUGGGUAAAAUCCGCGCCUGGACGCCGGGAGAAUGUUGUUGCUCUUGCCGUUUGGCCCAUUGUACAGACGCAGCCAGCGAGGCUCGCAAAGCUCAGGGAUGCACGUAGGACUGGCCCGCACCUUGCAGCCACGGAAAGAUCCGCCUGGCCCGCGGCCCCUCCACGCCUCCGAGGUCGAGACAGUGACAUAAGUCAACUCUCGAGCCCAGGGCGUCUCUCCACUCUGCUUACACGUCCACUCCGUCUGCCUGCAGCUACGGCCGGUGCGUCCCGCUCGACUCCCUCUGCUUUCCUUCUCAGCUUCUCUCCUGCAGACUGUUCCGGCGCCGCUGCCUGAAAUUACCUGCCCCGGGGGAGGCGCAGCGCGCGGCGCGCGGCGCGCAGCCUCAUGACGGAACUACAACUCCCAUGAGGCGCUGGGCACACGCAGGCGCGCCGCGGCUGAACUCGCCGCGCCGGAAUCCUAUUGGCUGGGCCGACUCUGAGGCGGGAGCCCUGAUUGGUUGAUGGGUCUGAGGCGACAGAUUCCGGAAAGGGGAAGAGCAGCCAACAUGGCGGCGGAACGCGGCGCGGGGCAGCAACAGUCGCAGGAGAUGAUGGAGGUUGACAGGCGGGUCGAGUCCGAAGAAUCUGGCGAUGAAGAAGGGAAGAAACACAGCAGUGGCAUCGUGGCAGACCUCAGUGAACAGAGCCUGAAGGAUGGGGAGGAGCGGGGGGAGGAGGACCCAGAAGAAGAACAUGAGCUGCCUGUGGACAUGGAAACCAUCAACCUGGACAGAGAUGCAGAGGAUGUUGAUUUGAAUCACUGUCGCAUUGGGAAGAUUGAAGGAUUUGAGGUACUGAAGAAAGUGAAGACUCUCUGCCUCCGCCAAAAUUUAAUUAAAUGCAUUGAGAAUCUGGAGGAGCUACAGAGUCUUCGAGAGCUGGAUCUUUACGACAACCAGAUCAAGAAGAUUGAGAAUCUGGAGGCGCUAACAGAGCUGGAGAUUCUAGAUAUUUCUUUUAAUCUGCUGAGAAACAUCGAAGGGGUUGACAAGUUGACACGACUGAAAAAACUCUUCUUGGUCAACAAUAAAAUCAGUAAAAUUGAGAACUUAAGCAACUUACAUCAACUACAGAUGCUAGAGCUGGGAUCUAACCGCAUCCGGGCAAUUGAAAAUAUUGACACCUUAACCAACCUGGAGAGUUUGUUUUUGGGGAAAAACAAAAUUACUAAACUUCAGAACCUGGAUGCGCUCACCAACCUGACAGUCCUCAGUAUGCAGAGCAACCGGCUGACCAAGAUCGAGGGUCUGCAGAACCUGGUGAACCUGCGGGAGCUGUACCUUAGCCACAAUGGCAUCGAGGUCAUCGAGGGCCUGGAGAACAAUAACAAACUCACGAUGUUGGACAUUGCAUCAAAUAGAAUCAAAAAGAUUGAAAAUAUCAGCCAUCUAACAGAGCUGCAAGAAUUCUGGAUGAACGACAAUCUCCUUGAGAGCUGGAGCGACCUCGAUGAGCUGAAGGGAGCCAGGAGCCUGGAGACGGUGUACUUGGAGCAGAACCCCCUGCAGAAAGACCCCCAGUACCGGCGAAAGGUCAUGCUCGCCCUCCCCUCCGUGCGGCAGAUUGACGCCACGUUCGUCAGGUUCUGAGUCCUCCUUGCUCCUCCUAUGGUCCCUGUCCUCGGAAGAACUGCCCAGCCACGGUUUUUUAACCCACCUGUUGCUCCUGAGGUCAUCACUAUAUCAACAGUCAAAAACCCAAUGGCAAUAAAGGCACUGAGGAUAGCUGACGCGCGAUGCCACGCGCCAUUUUCAGAUGCCAUUGCAAUUAAACCUUGCCACACGGUC